Messenger RNA from Cinara cedri, 2486 nucleotides. NCBI's taxonomy places the organism in Eukaryota, Metazoa, Arthropoda, Insecta, Hemiptera, Aphididae. The record is from the annotation of a GenBank genome assembly.
AAAGUAACAGUUAUGCUGAUGUGGUUGGGUCUAUCUUACACCCAAUCAAUUUGGAAUUCUUGUUUUCUCUUUAUUAAUUUGUUUCAUACUUUUAAACAUUUAAGUAAUAAAUGUAUGUUUAUUACUUUCAGUUAGUUUUGUGAAAUUCAAAUACUAUUAUGAGUAACCCUAACAAAAUUAAAUGGACAGGCUGUGGUCAUUGGAAAAAGUACAAAAAGAAUAAUCAUCAAAUAAAUAAUAGAAUUAAUGAAUGCGAUAUUAAUGUUAAUGUUGAAUAUCUUCAAGAAUGUCCUUUUCACAAAUGGCAACUUUAUUUUCCCAAUGAAAUGUAUAAUAAAGAUAGCUUAACAGUAAAAUAUAUUUCAGCUUCUGUGUCAUUUUUAAACAAACUGGAACAAAAUAUGUCUAUUGAACAACUCGUAGAGAAUAAAUCUUAUCUUUUAAACGUUGAAUCUCUUAACCAAGAUCAAGAUUUCAUAUCAAUUUGGGAAAACUUCUGGGAUGAUUUAACACAUCGACCAAAUUACACACUGGGUUGUUUAGGAUUAGCUAUUCAUCAGUAUGCAUUGGAUGAGUUAAACAAAAAUGUUCAAAAUAACUGUACUAUAUUCAAAGAUUUACCAAUGAUACAUCCUAGAAUUAUAAAUUUCGGUCCACUCUUUCAUUUGAAACAUUUAAAAGCUGAAACAGAUGGAAGACUAAUUUUAGUUCAUGGAACUGUUAUAAAAGCCAGCUGUUUAAAGUUUCAAUGUUCAUGGUUAGCAUUUUCUUGUAAUACUUGUUAUUCAAUUCAAAAUAUUAAACAACCUGAUGGUAUAUUUACUAAACCAAAACAAUGUAACCAUAAUAAAUGUCAUGGUCGUUCAUUUUCUAUUUGUAGAAAUUCGCCACUUACUCAAACUAUCAACUGUCAAACUAUUAGAGUUCAAGAAUUACAAAAUGAUGAUCACAGAGAAAGUGGUAGAGUACCUAGAACUGUUGAAUGUGAACUCACAAAUGAUUUAGUCUAUACUUGUAUUCCAGGAGAUGUUAUAACUAUUACAGGUAUUGUAAAAAAAAAAUUAUGCAAUUCUAACAAACUAAAUUCUGUGAGUAAAGAAUCAAAUAUUUUUAUGCAAUAUAUUGAAGUAAUAUCCAUACAAAACAAUAAAAAUCAAUCCAAAGGAAAAAUUACAAGUACAGAAUUUCAUUUUACAAUGAGAGAUUAUUACUGUAUCCAAAAACUUCAUUCAAAACCUUAUCUCUUUGAAUGUAUGGUAAACUCUUUAUGUCCAAGUAUAUAUGGCCAUGAAAUGGUAAAAGCUGGUAUGUUACUUUCACUAUUUGGUGGAAGUAAUUGUUAUCUAAAUCAGACACGUGGAGAUAUUCAUAUUUUAGUCAUUGGUGAUCCUGGUCUUGGUAAAUCACAAAUGCUACAGUCGGUAUGCAAUAUUUCUCCACGGGGUGUGUUUGUUUGUGGAAGUACUUGUUCUUCAGCUGGACUAACUGUUAGUUUAACUAGAGAAAAAGGUACAGAUUUUUCUUUAGAAGCUGGAGCUGUUGUAUUAGCUGAUCAAGGCGUGUGCUGUAUUGACGAAUUUGAUAAAAUGACUCAAGAUCAUAAUACCUUGCUAGAAGCAAUGGAACAACAGACAAUAAGCAUUGCUAAGGGUGGAGUAAUUUGCUCUUUACCAUGUCGUACUACUAUAAUGGCCGCUGCAAAUCCAAUUAGUGGCCAUUAUAACUGUGAUAAAAGUGUAUUAGAUAAUUUGAAAAUGAGUCAAGCAAUGCUUUCUCGUUUUGAUUUAAUAUUUUUACUUAUAGAUACACCUGAUGAAUUAACUGAUAAAAAGCUAACAGCACAUGUGCUUAAUAUACAUUCAAAUAAGAUAAAGCAAACACAAAAUAUUGAAUGUUCUUCAAAAAUGAACAGUUCACUUAAAGAAAGAUUAUCACAAUUUAGUAAAGACAGUGAAUAUAUCUCUCAAUCAGAAUUGCGUAAAUAUAUAGCAUAUGCGAGAAAAUAUGUUUCAUCACCAACUUUGUCAAAUGAAGCUAAAGAAAUGUUACAACAAUUUUUUAUUGAACUUCGUUCUAAUAAUUUAAAUUAUGGUAUUCCUAUAACUAUAAGACAAUUAGAAUCAUGUAUUAGAUUGGCACAAGCACGUGCCAAGGUUGAACUAAGAGAACAAGUAACUGCAAAAGAUGCAUAUGAAAUUAUUGAACUACUUAAUUUUAGUCUUGUUAAAACUCAAUGUGAUGAAUUUAGUGGAUUUGGAUUCAAGAAAAGUAUAAAAAAAACUGGUAUUCGAGCCCAAUCGAAAAAAUUGUUAACAGAAUUACUAAAACAUGGUAAAACAGAACGACUUUUUAGUAUAGAUCAAAUGAAGUUAUUAUCAAAACAAUUAAACAUUGCUACUUUAGAUUUUUAUAAUGUAGUGGAGUUAUUAAACAAUGAAGCAAUUAUAAUUAAAAAAGGAAACAAUAUUUAUGAGUUAAAAGUUUAA